This is a messenger RNA of Phycodurus eques (leafy seadragon), 2461 nucleotides long. RefSeq lists its product as uncharacterized. Gene Ontology annotation, molecular function: lysozyme activity. NCBI's taxonomy places the organism in Eukaryota, Metazoa, Chordata, Actinopteri, Syngnathiformes, Syngnathidae. The transcript is spliced from 17 exons. The record is from RefSeq and is a predicted model, not a curated record. Gene Ontology annotation, biological process: defense response to Gram-positive bacterium; peptidoglycan catabolic process. Gene Ontology annotation, cellular component: extracellular region. The coding region runs from base 103 to 2103 and encodes 666 amino acids.
AUAAGGGAAAACGGAAAGCUGGUGGACCAGUGAAAAAGACCGAGUAGUUGGAAGACACUCAACAGCAACAUCAAGACAGGCGGUCACACAUUGACGAAGACGAUGGGUUACGGGAACAUCAUGGACGUCGACACAGACGGAGCAUCCCGGGAAACAGCAGCACAAGACAGGCUGCCAUACGACGGUGUUAGCGCGUCGAAGCACAUGGCCGAAACGGAUCUGGCCAGAAUGAACAAGUACAAGGGCAUCAUCCGGAGAGUAGGAGCGCAAAAGGGAAUUGACGCCGCUAUCAUCGCCGGCAUCAUCUCCAGAGAGUGCAGGGCUGGAAAUACACUGCAAAAUGGCUGGGGAGACCAUCACAACGCCUGGGGACUCAUGCAGGUUGAUAAAAGAUAUCACACUCCACGAGGCGCAUGGGACAGCGAGGAACACGUCCGUCAAUGCACCGAUAUCUUGAUCACUUUCAUCAACGAGAUGAGGAACAGGUUCCCUUGCUGGAGUGCAGCGCAGCAUCUCAAAGGCGGGAUUGCGGCCUACAACUGCGGUCCGGAAGGUGUGACGUCGUACGGAGACGUGGAUGGGAGCACCACUGGACGCGACUACUCCAAUGACGUCGUUGCCAGAGCUCAGUGGUACAAAAGCCAAGGAGGUGUGCCGGCGUCCAACGCCAUGGCACAAACGGAUCUGGGCAGGAUGAACAACUACAAGGUCAUCGUCCGGAAAGUAGCAGCGCAAAAGGGAAUGGAUCCCGCCAUCAUCGCUGGCAUCAUCUCCAGGGAGUCCAGGGCUGGAAACGUACUGAGGGGUGGCUGGGGAGACAACGGCAACGCCUGGGGACUCAUGCAGGUCGAUAAGAACUAUCACACCCCACGAGGUGGAUGGGACAGCGAGGAACACCUCAGCCAAGGCACGGAUAUCCUGAUCGGCUUCAUCGAUCAGAUCAAGAACAAGUUCUCCAGCUGGACUGCGGAGCGGCAACUCAAAGGCGGGAUCGCGGCCUACAACACUGGUGUGGGAGGCGUGCAAACCUAUGAAAGGAUGGACGUGGGCACCACCGGAGACGACUACUCCAGUGACGUCGUUGCCAGAGCUCAGUGUUGUUUGGUGGUGACGGUUCGCCCGCUGCGGGAACCGCAAGGACAAGUCGGGAACAUACGAGGGUAUAAAGAAGUAGAGGAGAGCCAUUGGCUUCGCAAAAGGCAGCGUGAACACCGACAAGAAUCAAGUCACAGUUGGACAAGUCACCAUUUCUACAAGAUGUUGAUGUGGCUUAUCCUGUCGUGGUGCGGCUUCAGCAGUAGCGUCGACCUUUCUCGGUUGGUACGCAUUUCUGCAUCCUCAACGGCCGUACCUUCUGCCGCAAGCGGCAUUUAUACCGCUGCGGGCACCAUUGGGGGCAGCACCGCAGGGAGUACCGCAGGGAGUACAGCUGGGACCACUUCAGGGUGCACCGCAGGGAGCACAGAUGCGGCCUACGAUUGCCCAGAGGUCACCUCAGAGACUGCCGGGCCAGUGACCAUGCCGAGAGGAAUGGAAGAGGAGAAAGAUAACGUUUAUGGCAAAAUCUCAAAGGUCGACACAAACGGUGCGUCAGAGAAAACAGCUAGACAGGACAAACUGAAAACCAAAGGUGUGGCAGCAUCCAACACCAUGGCGCAAACAGAUCUGGCCAGACUGAAAAAGUACAAGGAUGUCAUCAAGAAAGUGGGAGGGCAAAAGGGGAUUGAUCCCGUUAUCAUCGCUGCCAUCAUCUCCAGAGAGUCCAGGGCUGGAAAUGUUCUUAAAGAUGGCUGGGGUGACAACGGCAACGCCUGGGGACUCAUGCAGGUUGAUAAAAGGUUCCACAAUCCGCGAGGUGGUUGGGACAGUGAGGAACAUCUCAGCCAAGGCACGGAUAUCCUGAUCGGCUUCAUCGAUCAGAUCAAGAAGAAGUUCCCCAAAUGGACUCCGGAGCAGCAACUCAAAGGCGGGAUAGCGGCCUACAACAUUGGUGCGAGAGGCGUGCAAACGUAUGAGGGGAUGGACGUGGGCACCACCGGAGACGACUACUCCAGUGACGUCGUUGCCAGAGCUCAGUGGUACAAAAGCAAAGGAUGCUUUUAGCGUGAAAAUGAAGCAGUGGAGGAAAACCCUUGUCAACAAACACUGACUAGAAACGACUCCAAGUGCCAGUGUGUUUCCGUCUUGUUCAUCGCCAAGUCCAACAAACUCUGAAAAUGAAUUGUUUUAUUUUCCAUGGGGGCAGGGCGUGUUUACUCCCUUCAGUCUCCUCCUCAGCAUGUAAAAUGCUCUAUAGGGUUGAAGUCGGAAGAUUUACGACGUCGGUCUAAAAUGUGGAUGGGUCGACUUUCCAGCUAAAUGGCCACAUUUAUUGUCAAAGUACAGAUGGUCAGGUUAUUCAAAAUGAGGAUUAAAAAAAGUUAUUAGUAACAAUAAUAGAUAUAAAGUCGACACACUCCUG